This is a messenger RNA of Lagopus muta (rock ptarmigan), 1669 nucleotides long. RefSeq names its product protein MANBAL-like. Gene Ontology annotation, cellular component: membrane. Bases 144 to 401 code for a protein of 85 amino acids. Lineage: Eukaryota; Metazoa; Chordata; Aves; Galliformes; Phasianidae. The transcript is spliced from 3 exons. The record is from RefSeq and is a predicted model, not a curated record.
CCGUCGAGGAGCAGAGUGUGAGUGGCUGCGCCGUUGCGUUGGGCCCCAGGAGAACAGUGUGUGAGUGUGUGUCGAGCAUCCUGCGUGGCCGUUGCCAGAAAGCAGCCUCCUGGAGAGCAGCAGAGCAGCAGGCUGUCUGCGCUAUGGCCGCUGAGCUGCAUUUCUCGCCCCCUGAGAUCCCUGAGCCCACGCUGAUGGAGAACGUGCUGCGCUACGGCCUCUUCCUUGGAGCCGUUUUCCAGCUUGUGUGCGUGUUGGCCAUAAUGCUGCCAGUUCCCAAGUGCCCAGAGACAGACUCGGACGGCUUGGAGUCUAAGACUUGGGAGACGGUGAAGAAACCAAAGGCAAGUGCUGCACAGCUGAGCAAGAAAGACAAGAAGGAAAGCAAAAAGAAACGGUGAGGGCUUGAGCGAUAAGCCUCAAAGGCCAAAGGGAGCAGCGGGAAUGCUUCGUGAGAGGUGCUCCAAAGGCAGCGCACUGUACGUCUGGUUUUGUGGCGUGGCCGUGCUUUCCCUUGCAUGGACAUUGGAGAGGAACUGAGGAAGCUGGAAGGGCUUCUGAGGCGUGACCAACAAAUCAGACUUUGCCUGUGCGGGACUUCAUGUCUGGCAAGAGCUGGGGACGCUGCAUUCCUUCAGGGUCUGUCUCUUCAGGACCAGGGACAAUCUAGUGUUAGCUUGAAAUAUGGCUAGACAGGACUGGAGAGAGAGGUGGUGACAUAGCCACAGAGUCUCUGUAAGGCAUCUGGAGCUUCCUGAUGCCAGCUCACAUCUUGGUUUGUUUGAUCACGAAUGAGUCAAUGGGAGGAGAACCUGCUGUGUUAGGUGCCCCAGGGCUCAGAGUGGCUUUGAAAAGAAGGGUUCUGUGGCGGGGCUGCAAGUCUGCCAUCCUUUUACAUUCACAGACUGCUGUCCUCAAUUGAGCAAUGCACUGUGAGCCCAGGCACAGUAGCAGUGCUGUGCUGAGUCUCUUCUCUACCAGAAGCCUAGCAGCAUUUGCUGUAACCAUCGGUUUGAGAAGGACCAUGUUUGCUGCUCUCCCUUGCUGUUGGUGGAUGAGUUGGUGGGCAGCAUGAGGAGAACAGAACAAAGCAUGUGAGACAAAAGCACUCCAAAGUUGCUUGGAGAUCUCAGGACAAAGAAACAUGAUGAAAUUUUCUCACACCAACAAUAAAGACUAAUAUUGAUCUGUGAGUUUCCAUGAAUGAGGAUGGUAGUUGUUUUUUUUAAUCUUGUCCUUCUGUGGGUUCCCUGAAGAUGGGUUCUGUUGCUUUCUUCUAACAGAAGUACAAAUACUGAAAGAGUAAUGCACACGUUACCCAAAACACAGGAGUGCUUCCACAAGCAAGAACUGGUCAGCAAUGAGCCCUGUGUGGUUUCUCAUUCUGUCUGAGUUGAGGCUGAAUGACUCAUUUCUAAGUGGAAUUCCUGGAUAUUGGGGUUUUGUUUUGAGGGGAGGGGAGGUGGGAUUAUGCUGUCUUUGCAGUUGGUUCCUAGCAGCUUGAUACUCGUUUCAAAAUGUUAUUAGCUGAGCUAAUAGCAUGUCUUUAGUAAUUACCAGUCUUACUAUUCUUUUAUUAUAUACUAGUCUUUUAUUCUAUUUUCUGUUCAAAUAUAUGUAUAUAUAAUCACUGUUUCAAAUAAAAACAAAAGUAACUUUUUAAAAAUCA